Xenopus laevis (African clawed frog) is the source of this 4802-nucleotide messenger RNA. RefSeq names its product transmembrane protein 63C L homeolog (gene tmem63c.L). Gene Ontology annotation, biological process: monoatomic cation transmembrane transport. The record is from RefSeq and is a predicted model, not a curated record. Bases 200 to 2638 code for a protein of 812 amino acids. Gene Ontology annotation, cellular component: plasma membrane; membrane. The transcript is spliced from 25 exons. Gene Ontology annotation, molecular function: calcium-activated cation channel activity. NCBI's taxonomy places the organism in Eukaryota, Metazoa, Chordata, Amphibia, Anura, Pipidae.
ACACACCAUCUUGGCCAGUAGGCGGUGCAGUCGCCCAGCCGCUGAUGUCAGGAGGCGUAGUCUCUGCGAGGAUCGCUGGGAGUUUGCUGACGGUCCCUGGAUGAGCGUGAUGCUGGAGAACGACAGCCCAGGUGGAGGUGUGAUACCCUGAUGUCAAAGGUCAUGAGGAAGUUGCCCAGCUAACAUAAACCGAUCUGCCAUGGAUCUCCUGUACAGAACCGAGACUACUGUGGGUUACUCCCUGCCUAUGGACCCUCCAGUAAAUGAGACUGAGCAGUGCUACAAAGCACACUCACACAACACAGUUCUUCAGGGACUUCCAUUUGGUGGGAUUCCUACUGUGCUAGCAAUCAAUUUCCUGGCUUGGCUGGUACUGCUGCUCGUAUUUUCCUGCCUAAGGAAGGCUGCUUGGGACUAUGGACGCUUGGCCUUGCUGAUAGACAAUGACAGCCUUGCCUCACAGCGCAGAUGGACAUCGUAUGAUCUCACUUCUCUGUUUUACGGGGAGCCUAGUGAAAAAGAGAAAUCGCCCUGUGAGAUCAGUCCUUCUGAAGCAAGCACCAAAGAUGUGGGCCUGUGUUCCUGGCUCAGCUCCAUUUAUCAGAUGAAGGAUGAGGAAAUUCAGAGUAAAUGUGGAUCAGAUGCUAUUACGUACUUGUCUUAUCAACGUCAUCUUCUGGUGGUGUUGCUUGCUGUAUGUGUCAUCUCAGUGGCCAUCAUACUGCCUGUUAACUUCUCUGGAGAUAUGCUAGGUGACAGUCCAGCACAGUUUGGUCGAACCACCAUCGUCAAUGUACCUACUAAGGAUCGUUUUCUUUGGCUGCACAGUGUUUUUGCACUUGUCUAUUUUCUAUUCUCAGUGCUGUGCAUGCGCCAUCAUACCUCUUCACUGCACUACAAGGAGGAUGACAAGGUUGCAAGGACGCUGAUGAUUACAAAAAUCCCAAAGGAGAUCUCUGAUGCAUCUCUUGUUACUAAACAUUUCCAUGAGGCCUACCCCAGCUGCACUGUGACAGAUGUCCAGUUCUGCUAUGAUGUUCGUCAUCUUAUGAAGCUGGAUAAAAAGAGACGCCGAGCCAUGAAAGGACGCAUGUACUUUGCUAGUCGAGCACAAAAAGAAGGGAAAAUUCUGAUUAAAAUUCACCCAUGUGCUAGACUUUGCCCAUGUGAUUGCUGUGGCUUUCAGCAGGUGGAAGCCGAGCAGUAUUAUGGGGAGCUGGAAGAGAGACUAACAGAUGAAUUUACAGCAGAAAGGAAUCGGAUUACUUUAAAGAGGCUGGGUGCUGUAUUUGUUACAUUCCAGGAUGAGAGGAUGACAGCAGUGAUUAUCAAAGAUUAUAACAGAUUGCGCUGCCACAGAGCACCUCAGCAAUCGUCAGUCACUCCAUUGCUAAAAUCACAUAAGUGGAUGGUACAAUAUGCCCCGGCACCAAGUGAAAUUAUUUGGGAGAACCUUGCGGUGUCUGGAGCACUGUGGUGGUCUCGUUUCUUGGCAUUGAACCUGUUGCUGUUCAUUCUUCUCUUCUUCUUGACCACACCGGCUGUCAUAGUCAGCACCAUGGACAGAUUCAAUGUAACAUACCCAGCGGAGAAACUGCGAAACCCUGUCAUCACUCAAUUCCUUCCCACGUUUCUCCUCUGGAUGUUUUCUGUGUGCCUCCCUUUCUUGGUUUAUUAUUCAACUUUCUUCGAAUGUCACUGGACAAGAUCCAGUGAGAACCAGCACACAAUGCACAAAUGCUAUUUCUUUCUUGUAUUCAUGGUUAUUGUCUUGCCAUCUCUAGGUCUAACAAGUUUGAAUCUCUUUUUCCGCUGGCUGUUUGAUAUUCACUUUUUGGAUGAAGCAAACAUAAAAUUCCAGUGUGUUUUCCUUCCCAAUAAUGGGGCAUUCUUUGUGAACUAUGUGAUCACAGCCAGUCUGAUUGGCACUGCUAUGGAGUUACUUAGAAUCCCAGGGCUCACGGUGUAUGCGGCACGUCUUUGCCUGGCUAGGACAGAGCCAGACCGUCUUCAUGUUAAACGGAACCAAGCCUAUGAAUUCCAGUUUGGACUCGAAUAUGCUUGGACUACAUGUGUAUUCUCUCUGGUUAUGACAUACAGCAUUACUUGUCCUAUAAUUGUUCCUUUUGGACUAAUAUACAUGCUUCUGAAGCAUAUGACUGAUAGAUAUAACAUAUACUAUGCCUAUAUCCCUACAAAGCUGAGUCCUGGACUGCACAAGGCAGCUGCCCAACAAAUGCUUGCAGCUCCUGUACUUUGCAUUUUCUGGUUGUUGUUCUUCUCGGUACUGCGUCUGGGUUCCAUGCACCCAGUCACUUUGUUUACCUUCGCUGUCCUCCUCUUUUGUUUACUUUUUUCCACUUUUGGGCUGUGUCUUAGGAAGCUGCAACCAAACAGACCUUCAAGUUAUCAGAUGUCUGAACCCAAUGAAGCGAUCAUCCAAGAUAUGGAGCGAAGCAGCAUAUCCUCCACAAUUCAAUCCAAUGUGUUUGUAGCUUCUGUCCUGCAAGAGCAAGAGCUUUCUCCAUUGGCCUCCCCUGCGCAUGCCUCGUAUGGAGCACUGGAGACUCGCACAGACACUCCUGGUGAUGAGCAGGAGACAAGCCCUGAGUCUUUGGUGGGGGAUACCUGCCACUGAGCAAACACAAGAAAUGCCAAACAUGAGACCGGUUGUAGCACGCUGGAAGGAUGUUGGCUGCUUUCUGAGCAGUGCUUAUUUUUGUUUUUAUUUCUUUAUUUUCUGAAUAUUUUGUGAGCCAGUAGCAAGCUUCUCCUUAUUCGUUUAUGGACAUAGGAGUCUUUCUGUGGGCCAGUUUAGAAAGUCUGUGGGCCAGUUUAGACAGUCUUUGCCUCUUUCUUGGCAAAGUUAAGUCAGUAAUUGGAGGCCAGCGUUGAGCUCCUCUCAGGAAAGUGUGGGCAAGAAUUGGAGCAGUUAUCCUUGGCAGUGCUUGUGCUAUAAAUGAGCUUUGAGCCUGGACGAACUGCAGGCCAAUGUUAGGUUUGCUCUGGGCAGUACGUGGGCCAUUCUGAGGCCAGUGAAUGGAUAUUCUCUAAACGUUACAUGGGUCGGUUCCACAGUAUUGGUGCAUGUCCAUUCAGUAUUAAGAAUGAGCAAACACAAGACAAAAGCUGUUUUGUGAUUUACAGCGGCUGUUAUUUCAUGCUGCACAUAGUAAAGGGAACCUAUCACUGAAAUAAGUCUCAGUACUAGUAUCAAACAUUCUUUUAAUAUAUUCAUGUUAAAUAUGUUGCUGUGUAACAGUGCAAAGCGAUACUAUUGCCAGUUAGUUGUCUGUCCCAAGGUAACUACAAUUCAAAAGAUCCAGACAUUCUACUCUGUCACUGGAACUCCACUAUCAAUUGUAUUACAGACUCGUUGGCAGUCUCAUUAGCUGCUGCUUAUUUCAUAAUCCUUGCUGAAACAGUGUGAGUAGCAAAACACAGCCCCAUCAUUACAGUACAUUGUUAUCCAUGUGAAUCACUAAUCAAAAUAUCUGAAUUUAAAAACGUUUGCCUUUAUUGAAAUGUAAAUUGUAUUGUUAUUUAAAACAGAAUCACUUUAAGAUGCCUUAAUAUCUGCUAGCAAGCUGUGCCCAAGGAACUACAAUAGAGACACUAUUAUACAGAGAGCUGGGAUGUGAAAUCUGUAAUGACCUAUGGAGCAGAAUCUGUCUAUGUUGAAUCUCUGGGAUGUAUAUACUGUACCACCACCAAUAUCUCCAUUCCACAUAAUGUGUCAUACAUUCUCAUACACUGCUGUCAAACAUUACUGUUAUUGGCAUAAUUAGAAGCUCUGCUUAAGAACAUAGUUUUUAUGCCCCAUUAAAGACAAUAGGAAAAUAUGCAUCUGCCAGGAUCCCUAUUCAGCUCUACAUGCUCCUGAGGCUCCUGAGUCUGCUGUCUCUUAUAUUAUACCCCUGAGAACUGCUGUUCUUCUCUCAAUCAUGAACACUACCCCUGUUUUAGACAUAGUGGGGGGCACAUGUAAUAAGGAUCUACAGAGCACUCAAUAUAUGUAGCUUUAUUAAUCAAAGUUCACAGAAGGAAGGUUAGUGAGUGUGGGAAAAUAAUGCCUGAGUGCCAUGUUUCCCUAUAAACAUUUCAUCAGACUUUGCAAAUGUGUAUCUACUGAGAUACGUGCUAUUGUGCUCCAAAUAUGCACUGACAAUUCUGGGCAAACCAGUAGAUGUACAGGUUUAUAAUCCAGAAUGCUUGAGACCGGGGGUUUUCCGGGUAAUAGAUAUUUCCAUAAUUUGGAUAAUGUAAAAUAAACCCAAUAGGAUUGUUUGCCCCCAACAUGAUUCAUGCAGCUUCGUUAGUUAAAAGGUACUCCUUUAUUAUUACAGAGAAAAAUGUGAAUUAUUUGCUUAAAUUGGACUCUGUGGGAGAUGACCUUAUUGUAAUUUAAAUAACAGGUAUUUUGGAUACGGGAUCCCAUAGCUUUACAUUUUGAAGCAUCGGGUAACAGGCGGUAUAGUGAAGAACCAUUGACAAUGUGUUAACUUCCAUACAGUCACACAUUUUUUAUUUAUGCUUGCUGUUAACUCCUGAGUGCCCCUUAGUUUGCACCAAAGUGUAUGGCCCAAGUGUAGAGAUGGGGUGGCACUAUCCAUAGAUACAUUAAAAAAGGAGCAAGGAUAGAGUUCAGGGCAGUAUGUGGAGGGGCCUGUAUUUACCCCAUUCUCCAGGCAGGUGGCAAUUACAGGACUGCUCAGUAAGCACGUUUAGUAAGGGAAACUAUAACUAUUAGAAAACUGAACCAUAUUGGUCUUUUAAUCAAUCUUCUUCACAAAUAGCCUUUA